AUGAUAGAUAGUCAAUCAAAUAUACUGUUUAAUUGGAAUGAUAACAGUAGCGGUUCUGGCGGUGGUGGUGGUGGUGGUAAUAUCGAUCCCAGUCAAUGUGAUAGCAACACUACCAAUCAUCAUGUUGAUGUUAAUCAUCAAUAUCAAUAUGUAGAGAAUAAUAAUAAUGAUAAUAGUAACAAUCAUUAUCAUCAUUAUUAUCAUCAACAACAACAGCAACAGCAUGAAGAUGAAGAUAAUAAAGAACAUCAGCAACAGCAACAAUAUGAACAUGAAAAUGAACAUGAUUAUAAUGAUAACAAUGUAUUGCAGGGUAGUGAACAAUCCACUAGCUAUAUCGAUCAUAUGUUCUACGAUCAGUUGGGAUACCAUAGUAAUGCUGUAGAUUCAACACAACAAAUAACAAGUCAACAUAAUCAUCAUAAUAAUCCUAAUCAUAGUAAUCAACACAACCAAUUCACAAAUGAUAACAUUAUGAAUCAAUUUAAUUCUUCUACCAAUAGCAACAGCAGUGGCGGUGUUGGUACCAGUAAACAACAACAUAUGGACAUCGAUGAAAUCAUCACUGCAAACGAACAAACUGUAUAUAGAACAAGAUCUCAUUUCAAUUUAGAAUAUCUAAACUUUGAUCAACUAGAUGAAUAUUUUGAGAAUAAACUACCGAUUGAUACUUUCGAUGAGAAUGGAAACAACAAUGGAAUGGGUGUAGGUCUAAAUGGUGCGAAUGCAGAUCUCACUGAUAAUGUAUAUAAGAAAUUCUUGUUGGAUCUACAGUCGGGCGCACAGCAACCACCUUCAUUAGAUGAUCACGACGAGGACGAUCAGGACUAUGUUCCACCUGAGGAAGACGAUGACGAUGACGACGACGAGCCUGACGACCAGGACAUCUAUGACGAUGACUGCGAUCUGAUCAAUAACAAAAACAGCAGCAACAACAGAGUCAACAGUCAAUCGAGCAAGACCAACGAGAUGCAAGCACUACUCACCGAUUUCAUUGAGAACGAAGGAAACAUUCAACCUAUAGAUUUAAAAUCACUCUUUGAGAGUAAUCAGUCCUAUGGAAACACUACCAACUCUAUACCUUCAACUACAUCACUAAAUAAUCAGAUGACUCGCAGCAGUAUGUUGAUCCACUCCGAUGUUCCAUCAAUUGGAAUCGAGUCUUAUGACGCUACAUGUACCAAUGAAUUUACAAACUUUCAAAUAGAGACAAAUGAUAAUAUUUUCGAUGAUUAUAGAGCUGACUGUGGAAGUGAUUCUAUUUUACCUGAUGACAUUCAACAUAAUCAUAAUCAUAAUCAUAAUCAUCAACAUAAUCAUACUUCUAGCAACAACAAUUCAAUACACUCACCACCAGAUUCACCAGAUAAUAAUAUUCUAAUAUCACUAAACAACGAAAUCACAAAUAAUAAUAGCGCACAUUCUACACCUACAGCACCAACACAAUCACAAACAACCAACUUUAACACCUUUGUACAGAUCGAUUUAAAUACCAUUCAAACCUAUUUCCAGAGUCUUCAAAAUAAUGAUAGCAAUUUAAAUAAUAAUAAUAAUAAUAAUAAUAACAAUAAUAGCAAUAGUAACGGUAAUAGUAGUAGCAUUUUAGAAAUUAAUAAUAAUAAUAAUAAUAACAAUAACAAUAACAAUAAUAAUAAUAAUCAUAAUAAUAAUAAUAAUAAUAAUUUUAGCUUUAAUGAUCAUUUGAAUAGUCAUAGUAUUUUAGAUAAUAAUAACAACAUAUAUAAUGAUAGUAAUAAUAAUAAUAUUGAUUCAUUUAAGAGAAGGAGAAGUGGAGCUAAUGGAUAUAGUGGAAAAGAUGAAAAGAAAGAACACUCUUUAAAGAAACACAAGUCAAGUACACCUCAUCAGACUCAACAACAACAACAACAACCAUUUGAGGUUUUCACAGAGCAGGAUAUCACAAGAUUGAAACAACAAAUUUCGAAUCACUAUCAGUUACUGCUACAGGUCCUACUGAGGAUUAGAAUAGAGAAUUGGAAUUACACAAGUAUGUCAAACACCAAAAAGAAGAAUAAAGCCAAGAAAAAUCAACAGGAACCACAUCUCUCCAUCAUCAAUGACAUUGUGAAAGAUGACACUGCUCCCAAUCCUCAUCCUCUAGCUACAAACAUAGAUGCAUGCAAAAAAAUGUUGGAUGAAAUACAUACACUUUAUAAAAUACAUUGUGAUAAGAAUUUACUUUCACACUUUUUACUGACGCAGAUAGAGUCACCAACAAAGUUUACCCGAUCAGCCAAGAGAACUAUGCUACCACCGUUCAGCUCACCUAUCUACAACGAUGAGUGUUUCAAGUUGCACCCGUAUCUCGAGGAGUUGCUCAAAGAAGAUCCUAGACCCAAUGAAGAUACAAUGAAUUUCACACCAUCCGAGGACAAACUCUUGAAACUUGGUUUGGAGCGAUACGGACUCGAUUGGAAUGCUAUCAGAGUCAAUCUACUACCGACCAAAACAAUAGACCAGAUCUUUCAUAGAUAUAAAAAUAAGACAUCCUCAAACUCUGCCAACAAUAUUAUUAAAGAUUUUCAUGCAAAAUCAAUUUUAACAAAGAAAGAAGAAGACAUAUUGGUUAAAGCAAUCGAAGAGCUUGGUACAGAUUGGGAUACAAUCGUCAAGAACUAUCUGCCUACAAAAUCUGUCAAGAUAUUGUCUGACUACUACUCAAAGAAGCUGGGAAAUAUCAAGAAAAAGAAGAUCAAACAACAGCAACAACAGCAGCAACAAUCUUCCGAUGAAUCAGAAAAGAAAAAGAACAAGAGUAACAAAGAUAAAGAGACAACAGACAAAGACAAGAAAAAGAAGAGCAAUCUUUCAAAUUUGAAUAUUAAUCUGCUGAAUGACUCAACUCUAUACGAUCUUGAAGAUGAUAGUUCACCACCUUGUUUCCAACAACAACAACUAGAACCUAUCAAUAGUGUACUUCUUGCGGAUGAACGCUCAACCGCAGCUAAACAACAGGAUAAACAAGAGAAUGAAAAGUCAAUAAUCGAUCAUCAGAUUUCAACUUCACAAACUGCAGGUCAACAACAACAACUGAACAAACAAGAUGAAGAUGAAGAAACUUCGCCAACUCAACAACAUCAACAACCAGACGAAAGUAAUGAAAGCCAAGGUGAUUGUGGUGGUGGUGGUUUAAGAUCAAUCAACCAAAGCGACAAUAUGGAAGUGAUCGAAGGUAUAGUUGUUAAAUGGACAAGAGACGAAGAUAGAAUACUAUUGGUUACCAUAAAGGAAAGAGGUGUCUCUGAGGAUCAAAUGAGUAAUAAUUCAACAACAUCACCUGGUGGUGGUAGUGGUUUUAAGAGAGCCAGUGUUAAAAUAUCGAGUGGUUCAUCCAUUGGAUUUGGUUCUGCAAAUCAGCAACAACAACAACCUCCACAGCAAGACAACACUUUGACACCUGUUAAUAAUAAUAAUAAUAAUAACAGUGGUGGUGGUGUUGGAAAUGAUUCAAAUAAUAACAUUGAAAAUAGAAGAAAAGUUACAUUUGGAAGUAGUAGAAAGACAUUUAUCAACACCGAGAAUAGCAGUGGUGACCUAACAACAAACCAACAAACACCUCCACCAUUAGCAUCAAUAACAAAUACAACUACUACUACAGAUACAACUUCAGAUAUAAACAUCAACGAUUUGAAUUUAGAUCCAUUCCCAGUGACCAGACCGAGAGCCAAUCGAUCAAAGACAAUGGUACAAUCAAACUUUAUGGGUAGACCAAGAGUAAGCUUUAGUCCAAAGCCAUCGGCCGGACAACAGCGCGAGCGUGUCCAAAUAGGUGGUCGUGUAAAGAGUGGCGAUGACGUCGAUCAAUUGGUCGACCUCUCUCAAGACUCUGACUCUGUGGCAAAAGAUAAAGAUUCAUUCGAGAAGGUCAGCUUGGACGACAAGAAGAUCGGUGCCACCGCUGCUGACGAUGAUGAUGAUGACGACGAUGACGAUGUUGCACCAGUGAAGCCAAUCUCAUGGGCAUCAGUACUGAAUAAACCGAAAUCACAGAAUGGUACUGGUACAGGAACAGGUUCUGGCUUUGGAGGUUUCGGAGGAUUUAGAAAUAACAAUGGUACCAAUAAUAAUAACAACGGUGGAACUCUUACAGGUGAAGAUGGAAUCAAUCAAGAGAAUGAACCAACUUCAAGAAGAGGAACAUUCAGAAAAGCCAUUGUUAUUGGAACUCAUUUCGCCGAACCACAAGACGACAUCCCUGAGCCAACCGGUGAAGGAUCUCGCAUCUCCUCACUCGACUUGGCAACUGUUCAACGUCCAAAACAACAAUAUCACACCAUAGAUCCAUCUACUAUUCCACAAUGGAAGAAGAACAACGAAGAUUUAAUACAAACAUAUGAACAACAACCACCACCAACCACAACCACCAACAAUAACAAUAAUACUAAUAAUAAUUCAACUGGAUUAAUAUCAAAUGUAUCCAAUACAUUCUCAUCAUUAUUAAAUAGACCAUCUGCUAAGCCAGCAGGCCAAUCGGCUGGUAGAACCAAAGCAGAGGCAGAGUAUCUCGAUUAUCUCCAACGUGCUCGCGAAUCAACGUUCCCAGAGAUCGAGUCACUCAACUUUAUCUAUCAGGCUGGCAAGGACAACCUCGGUAGAACAAUCGUUGUUGUCGUUGCAUCGAAUCUUCCAGUGAAGCAAACAGACAUGGAGCGUGUCCUUCUCUACACCAUCUCAAUUAUGGAUCCAGUGGUAGAAGGUGACUAUGUACUGGUAUACGUGCACACCAACAUCUCAAACGAUAACAAACCAAGUUUUGCAUGGUUAAAGAAAGUUUAUACAAUCUUUAAUAGAAAAUAUAAAAAGAAUUUGAAAGGAUUAUAUAUAGUACAUCCAACCACAUGGAUUAAAUUCACACUCAGACUUUUCAAACCAUUUAUCAGUUCAAAGUUUUGGCGAAAGUUGACCUAUAUCGAUGAUCUCACGGAUCUCUUCAAGUUCUUCUCAAAGGAUCAAUUGAAUUUACCACCGCAAAUCAUGAUGUACAAGCCAGCGGGCAGAAAAGCACAACCAAUAUUUGGUGCACCAUUGGAGGAGGUCAUUAACAGACCAGACAAUCCAGGUGAGAUUCCAAUUUUCUUUGAGAAGGGUAUUGCCUAUUUGGAAAAGAAAGGACUCAAAGUCGAGGGUAUUUUCAGAUUGUCCGGUGCCAACUCACAGAUUAAAUCACUCAAGCAAUGUUUUGACUCUGGUGAAACCGUUGAUCUCGAAGACUGCGAAGAUGUCCACACUGUUGCAGGUCUACUCAAGCUCUACCUUCGUGAGUUACCACAACCACUAUUCCCAUUUGACACCUAUUCAUCUUUUAUUGAAGUUGCAAGAGGAGACGCACCAAAAGAUCAAAAGAUUGAAAGUAUCAAGCUAUUGUUAUCAUUUUUGCCACCUGCCAACAAGGCAUUGAGCAGACAUUUGUUUAGAUUCCUCGAUAAGGUCAUCCAGAAUGCAGCGACCAAUAAGAUGAAUGCUGUAAAUCUAUCGAUUGUAUUUGCGCCAAAUAUCUUGAGAGACCAAGACAGUAAUGUAAUGAACGUAGUUCAAGAUGCUCAAUUUGUCAAUCAAGUCAUUCAAUUAUUAUUAGAGAAUAUUAAAACUGUUGUUGUUUAA
Messenger RNA from Heterostelium album PN500, 5622 nucleotides. RefSeq names its product RhoGAP domain-containing protein (gene gacY). Gene Ontology annotation, molecular function: GTPase activator activity. Gene Ontology annotation, cellular component: cytoplasm. Bases 1 to 5622 code for a protein of 1873 amino acids. The record is from RefSeq and is a predicted model, not a curated record. The transcript is spliced from 8 exons. Gene Ontology annotation, biological process: small GTPase-mediated signal transduction. NCBI's taxonomy places the organism in Eukaryota, Evosea, Eumycetozoa, Acytosteliales, Acytosteliaceae.